Molecule: messenger RNA, 1949 nt
Organism: Drosophila gunungcola (fruit fly)
Lineage: Eukaryota; Metazoa; Arthropoda; Insecta; Diptera; Drosophilidae
Gene: Cyp301a1
Product: probable cytochrome P450 301a1, mitochondrial
Exons: 7
Coding region: 204-1865 (553 amino acids)
Molecular function (GO): monooxygenase activity; iron ion binding; oxidoreductase activity, acting on paired donors, with incorporation or reduction of molecular oxygen
Source: RefSeq, a predicted model, not a curated record
UGAGCUGGCAGUAGUUUGUGCCAGGCAGCCGUUCGGUGUGGAACUUGAUUGCGGUUCCCGCUAGAAGCCAGUUACAUUGCCCCGCGGAACUCAGUGUGUCAACGUCAAGCGUAGACAAUUGGAAAUCGAGGCUUACACGACCAGUGAAAUCUGAUUUGAAUUUAAAUCAGUUUUGGCCCAUUUUUAUUGUUGGCUUCGAAAAAAUGAAUAAACUUCCGAUGCAGGCGUGGCGCUCCACAGCCUCAGGUGGUCGCAAUCUCAGACGAAGUGUAUCGAAGAUCGGUGGAGCAGGUUCCAGGCGCUUGGAGAGCCGCGCAAGCUCCACGGGCGUAGCCACUUGUCCGCAUCUGGUGGACCCAGAGGCGGCCAGUGCCCCGCGAAUACACUCCACGGCCGAGUGGCAGAACGCGCUGCCCUACAACCAGAUACCCGGACCGAAACCCAUUCCCAUUCUGGGCAAUACCUGGAGAUUGAUGCCAAUAAUUGGUCAAUACACCAUCUCCGAUGUGGCCAAAAUAUCAUCGCUGUUGCACGAUCGUUAUGGCAGAAUUGUGCGUUUUGGAGGUCUCAUCGGAAGGCCCGAUCUGUUGUUCAUCUACGAUGCCGAUGAAAUUGAAAAGUGCUACCGAAGCGAGGGACCCACUCCCUUCCGUCCCUCGAUGCCCAGUUUGGUCAAGUACAAGAGCGUGGUGCGCAAGGAUUUCUUCGGGGAACUCGGUGGCGUAGUCGGAGUGCACGGAGAGCCUUGGCGUGAGUUCCGUUCGCGUGUCCAGAAGCCAGUGCUGCAGCUGUCCACCAUUCGACGAUAUUUACAGCCGCUGGAGGUGAUCACCGAAGAUUUCCUGGUGCGCUGCGAGCAGCUGCUGGACGAAAACCAAGAGCUGCCCGAAGAUUUCGACAACGAGAUUCACAAAUGGUCCUUGGAGUGCAUUGGUCGCGUAGCUUUGGACACUCGUCUGGGCUGUCUGGAAUCGAAUCUCAAGCCCGAUUCGGAGCCGCAGCAAAUCAUAGAUGCUGCCAAGUAUGCCCUUCGUAAUGUCGCCACUUUGGAGCUAAAGGCUCCCUACUGGAGAUACGUUCCCACGCCACUUUGGACGCGCUAUGUGAAGAACAUGAACUUCUUUGUGGGUGUCUGCAUGAAGUACAUUCAGAGUGCCACCGAGAGACUUAAGACACAAGAUCCCAGUCAACGAGCCGGCGAGCCGUCGCUUGUGGAAAAGGUCAUCCUGUCGGAGAAGGACGAAAAGAUAGCCACCAUAAUGGCUCUUGAUUUGAUUCUAGUCGGAAUCGAUACUAUAUCCAUGGCCGUUUGUUCCAUGCUGUAUCAACUGGCCACUCGCCCGGUGGAGCAACAAAAGGUGCACGAGGAGCUGAAGCGACUGCUUUCGGAUCCCAACACACCACUCACAAUUCCGCUGCUGGAUCAGAUGCACCACCUGAAGGCCUUCAUCAAGGAGGUGUUCCGCAUGUACAGCACGGUGAUUGGAAACGGGCGCACCUUGAUGGAGGACAGUGUCAUAUGUGGCUACCAGGUGCCCAAGGGAGUGCAGGCCGUCUUUCCGACGAUUGUCACGGGUAAUAUGGAGGAGUAUGUAACGGAUGCGGCCACUUUCCGGCCGGAGAGAUGGCUGAAGCCACAGCACGGAGGAACUCCCGGCAAACUGCAUCCGUUCGCCUCGCUACCCUACGGAUAUGGAGCCCGGAUGUGCCUGGGUCGACGGUUCGCCGAUCUGGAGAUGCAAAUACUGCUGGCCAAGCUGCUGCGAAACUACAAAUUGGAGUACAACCACAAGCCGCUGGAUUAUGCAGUAACUUUCAUGUACGCCCCAGAUGGACCGCUCCGCUUUAAGAUGACGCGCAUUUAGGUUGUAGAUUUAAGAUUUCGAUUUUAUACAUGCUGUUUGUUGUAAAUAUUUCUUAAUUUGCAUACAAAUGUUUAAGCUUUUAUA